AAUACCAUCUGCUAACGGACAAUGUUGUAUACGAGUAGAAGGGGGUGGAAUGAGACAAAUAUGGCUUUUCUUUUCUUACCUGAUACCUCUCUCACUCUUUCUUCGUUCCAAAUUCCUCCUUGAACGUUUCCUCUCCUUAAGCCAUCAAUCUUCUCGCUCCAUCCCAUCACAAUGUGUUCUCUGGCAGCCUCACAACCCCUCACCCAUGAUGCAACACCAAUAAUCGAUGAGCUCAAAGUCAAGCUCAACGGCUAUACAAACGAUACUCAAACUCUCAAGGCUCCCCUACCGAAUCCAUCUUUGCAGGUCACGGCAGAUCACAACCUGAAAAGAGUCGAUGCGCCUGUGUAUGCACCCAAGGCUGGCGAGGUUCUUCUGCACAUCAAGGCCACUGGUAUUUGCGGUUCUGAUGUUCAUUUUUGGAAAACAGGAUGUAUAGGUUCCCUUGUAUUUGAAGGUGAUUGUAUCAUUGGACAUGAGGCCGCUGGUGUUGUGGUUCGUGUUGGUGAGGAUGUUACAGAUCUCAAACCUGGCGACCGAGUGGCUGUUGAGCCUGGUGUUCCUUGCGGUAAUUGCUUUCUGUGUAAAGACGGCCGAUACAAUCUAUGUGAAGAUGUUCAAUUCUCUGGGGUCUACCCUUACGCUGGAACUCUACAGAGAUACAAGAUCCAUCCUGCCAAAUGGCUUCAUAAACUUCCCGACAGUGUCUCUUUCGCCGAAGGCGCCCUUCUCGAGCCCCUGAGCGUCGUCCUCCACGGUAUAAACUCAGCUCCAAUCACCCUCGGAACACCUGCUGUGAUCUGUGGUGCUGGCCCUAUUGGCCUUCUCGCUCUCGCCGCCGCGCGAGCUUCUGGGGCCCAUCCCCUCGUCAUUACAGACGUCGAACCCAAGCGACUGGCUUUUGCAAAGGAGCUCGUUCCCACAGCUAUUACGUAUCAGGUUGACAUUAGCAAGAGCAACGAGGAGAAUGGCAAGGCCGUGAGAAAGCUGUUCGGUGAGACGGAGUAUGUUCAGCCCAGGGUUGUGUUUGAGUGUACCGGUAUCGAAAGCAGUGUAUGCUCGGCUGCGUAUAUGGUACGCCGUGGGGGUAUUCUCAUGGUUGUUGGUGUUGGCAGGUCGAUCAUGAACAAUCUGCCCUUCAUGCAUUUGUCUCUUGCCGAGAUUCAACUUCGAUUCAUCAACAGAUAUAAGGAUACCUGGCCAGCAGGCAUUGCGUGUAUCGAAGGGGGCUUGAUAGAUGCGAAGAAGUUGGUGUCGCAUGUAUUUCCUCUGGAACAGGCUCUUGAAGGAUUGACCUUGUCGGCAGACCCUAAGAAUGGAUGUAUCAAGGUGCAAAUUGUAGAUGAGACCGAGACAACGUAUUUUUAGGAGAUUCAGCGAUAGUCGUGCAACUACCCUAUAAACUUAGGUGUAGGUCCCCGUCUAUGGAUCCAUGAUACUGGGAUUGUAUUAGUGGAGCAGGCACUGAAACAAUUCCAUUGACCGCCACAACCUCAACCGUCUUGUCUUAUAUAACAAUGAAUGUCUAGAAGUUUAAAUUUCAAUCUUAGCCCAAGCCUUCCCGUCUUCUCAUCCGUCUUGGCUCCAGUUAGCCACAAUUAUUCCCUGAAUGCCGAGCCCACUAAGCCUCAGCGAUCCCAGCGUCAAGUUGGUGUGAUGACGUCGCAUUCUUCAUCGUCAAGGGGGCAUCUGACAUGGUAUUUUGGCCUCUUACUCGUCGUUGCCUGGGCCAAAUCUGGGGAUGAGGGUGUCGACAUGGAGCAAGGCUGAGUGAGUAUUUUAGCUGUCUACCUGCC
Molecule: messenger RNA, 1796 nt
Organism: Fusarium redolens
Lineage: Eukaryota; Fungi; Ascomycota; Sordariomycetes; Hypocreales; Nectriaceae
Product: chaperonin 10-like protein
Exons: 6
Coding region: 172-1368 (398 amino acids)
Biological process (GO): D-sorbitol catabolic process
Molecular function (GO): L-iditol 2-dehydrogenase (NAD+) activity; zinc ion binding
Source: RefSeq, a predicted model, not a curated record